CGCGGGAAAAGGUUUCUUUUACUGUCGGAAAGUAGAGCGAUGGUCAUGGGCGACGUGACUGUCUCGAGUUCCGAGGGCUCGGACGAGUACGUGGACGGAUCGAUCUACCGCGUUAAGUUGCACAAUUUCUUGACCUACUCGGAUGCUGAGUUCUACCCUGGCCCACGUCUGAAUCUGAUCCUGGGACCUAACGGCACAGGCAAGAGUUCCAUCGUCUGCGCACUCUGUGUCGGUUUGGCCGGCAGCACCAAGCUACUCGGUCGAGCCGACAAGGUUGGCCAGUUUGUACGCCACGAGAAAGAGAGCGGUUAUACGGAGAUUGAGCUGUUCUUCGAACGUGGUAAUAAAGUCAUCAGACGCAACAUCUUUCGGGACAAUAAGAGCACGUGGCAGGUCAAUGGCAAAGACUCGACGCUCAAGAACGUGGCGGGUAUCAUGGAGGUCGCCCAUAUCCAGAUCGACAACUUGUGCCAGUUUCUACCGCAGGAUAAAGUGGGUGAGUUCUCUCGGAUGAAUGCUGUGCAGCUACUCAAGGCUACAGAGAACGCCAUCACGGACAGUGACUUGGCUGCUAAACAUGAGGAGAUUAUUGAGCUGCAACACAGCAUGUCGGACAAAGGAAGGGAACUAGAACAUGCACGUGCAGCGUUGGAGCUCAAGAAGAGUGAGAACGCUCAGAGACAGAAAGAGGUGGAGCGUAUUGAAGACUACGAAGCACGCAUUGAAGAGACUGCUGUGAUGGAGAAAAAGUGUUUGUGGCUUGAGUUUGAAAAGGCAAAAGCCGAAGUUGAGGAGCUCAAGGAGGAGAAAAUACGCUGCAGAGAAGCAAUUAAGAAAGAGCGCAAAGAGAAAAUCGAUCCUCUGGUGGACCUCUUAAAGAAAGAGCAGAUUAAACUGGAUGACGUGAAGGCUGAAAAAACCGAGGUGGACAGUGAGAAAAGGCAACUUGUUGACAGGAUUCGGCAGGAGAAAAACCACAUUGAAUCGAUGGAAGGCGCCCAAAUCCAAACAUUGUCCGAUGUCAAGGAACUGCGUAACCAACACAACUCCACUCGCCGAAAACUUGAGCGCUUGGAACGCGAUGUAGCGGAGUGGCGAAAGGAACGCGAGGGGAUGCCUAAUGAUGAUGAUCUUAAAGAACAAAAGGAACAAUUGGAAAGGCAACAGCGCGCAAAAGAUAUGGAGGAAACGGAAAUCCGCAGCAAGAGAGAAGCACUUUCUCGUGAGCUAGCCUACGUUGAUAGUGAGCGCAGGAAAGUGACCAGUAAGCUCGAGAAACUUGACAACGAGGAUGUACAGCGACGUCUGGCUCUCCAGAGGGCUGAUCCUGACUGUGUCUACGCUGCUGACUGGGCGAAGAAUAACCAGCAUCGGCUGAAGCGGAAAGUGUGGGGCCCUAUUGCACUCGAGAUGAAACUCAACGAAACGAUGCACGCCAAGUACGUUGAAGAUACUCUACCGAAAUGGCUUCUGGGAGCAUUAGUUGCCGAGUGCUACGAUGAUUACAACACAAUUCUCCGCGAGGUGAAUAACGGCAAUUCUGAUCGCCGCGUCAAAGCUUCCAUUGUGAUCGUGGAAAAUGGCACAUGUCAUGCUGUUCAUCGACCAUUCUCGAUACAGCAGAUGGACGACUAUCGCCAAAGAUAUGGCAUCAAAGGCUUCUUGGAUGAGCUGGUGACUGCACCUGACAUCGUUCACGAGGCUCUUCGGGCCCACGGCGGUCUCCACACGGUUAUGGUUGGUUCCCAGCAGACGGAAGAUAUCAUUAACAGAGGUGGACAGAUCUUCAAUGACAUCGCAUCAUCAGAACGGAAGUCAGCCUUCGUCACUCCGUACAAGAAAUACGUUACCUCAGUUUCGAAGUACGGCAACCGUAACGUGACAACACGUACAAAUGACCUUCUGAACCCUCGUUUGCUUGCGGCGUCAACUUCGAACGAGGACGAGAAAUCUGAAAUGAAAAACAUUCUGCACGAGUUGGAAGCCAGGGAGCGAAGAAUCCAAGACGAGAUUACUGAUCUUAAAGCUCAGGAGAAACAGUAUGCCGAAGAGAAGCGAAAAGUACAGCAUCGCAUCACUGAAAUUCGCUCUCAGCGGAAGACGAUCAUCCGCUUGGAUGAUAAGAUUACGGAGGGUGAUAACAAGAUUUAUUCACUGAAGAGUGAGCUGGCACAAGAUGUCUCAGCUAAGGAGGAGGCAUUGACGCGAAAGCUGAGAAAUCAGGCAUCGAAGCAAGCCCAGCAGAUCAAGAAUUGUUUGCAGCUUUCAAAGGAUCUGUUCAGGGCUAGUGCUCGUGAGGCAUGCCUAGCGCUGCAGCUCGGCACACAACAAGUUCGAGUGGAUUUCACUCAAAAACACUUGAAGCAAAUGGAGACCACUCUUCGGUAAAGUAUCAUGGGCUUGUUGCCAUGCAUUCUUCGCGAGUUGUUGUGUUCUGACUCGACGUUGAUUUUUUUCUAGGAAACUCAAGGAAGCCCACCAGCUUGCAAAAGACAAUCUGUUGACUGUAGCGAGGAAGGCGAUGGACGUGAAGCGCAAAGCAGAGGAAGAGGCUCCGUGGGAUGACUACGAAGAGCGCUUUAGCCACCUUCCAGACGAUUUGGAUGAGUUGCUUGGCAAGAUUGAAAACAACAAGGCAGCUCUUGAAUGCUUCCGUGGUGAUAGAACUAUUCGCGAACUUUAUGAACGCGUGUGCAAAGAAAUUCGGGACGAUGAAGCCCACCUGUCUGAUCUGGAAAGUUUCGUCACCCAUGGCGAAGACACUAUCAACGGAAUCAAGGUGGGUUUUAUACAAUGGAAUGAAGAGGUUUCACUCGUCUUACGCGUCCUGCUACGUUUGGGUCGUGAUCAACAGGGAAAAUGGCAUGCCGAUCUCAAAGAAGUGGUGGAACAAAUCGACACUUCUUUCAGGGAAUUCUUCAAGGACAUCGGUUGUGUCGGUGAAAUUCUGCUGGAUGAUGCAGACCCAGAUGUCGCGAAAUGGGGCAUCCAGCGCCGCGCCCAGUUCCGCAAGAAUACAAAACUAUCGACUAUGACAGCUGAGGAACAAUCUGGAGGAGUACGUGGUUCAUCUUUGAGGCUGUUGAUAUUUAGCCAGCUAACAACUCGUUCUUAAGGAAAAAUCUGUCGGAACUAUCAUGUACCUGAUGGCUCUCCAAAGCCUCACCAAGUGCCCAUUCCGAGUGGUGGAUGAGAUCAACCAGGGCAUGGAUGUGUACAACGAGCGCAAGGUAUUCCAGCGCAUCACCAAGUCAGCAUGUGGUAGCAAGCUGCCCCAGUACUUCCUCAUCACACCGAAGCUCAUUACUGGGCUUACUUAUCACCGCGACACGAAAGUCAUGGUCAUUCUCAACGGCCCAUACAACAAUAUUCGGCAAGAGUUGUGGGAUCCUGACCGGUUCAUCGCCUGCGGAAAACAAGGCAAGCGUAAGGGCGGUGUAGUCAACGGCUCUGCCAAGAAGCGUAUUCGCGCAUAAGCUUAUUGACUACGGCGAGCAGACGUGUCACUUUGAGUCCAUGGCCCAGCGAGAUGUUGCAUGGUGCGGAGCAUUAUAAUAGUCGAUUGUUUUUUUCAUGCCUACG
Molecule: messenger RNA, 3582 nt
Organism: Phytophthora nicotianae INRA-310
Lineage: Eukaryota; Oomycota; Peronosporomycetes; Peronosporales; Peronosporaceae
Exons: 16
Coding region: 40-2388 (782 amino acids)
Biological process (GO): double-strand break repair via homologous recombination
Cellular component (GO): Smc5-Smc6 complex
Molecular function (GO): ATP hydrolysis activity; ATP binding
Source: RefSeq, a predicted model, not a curated record